This is a messenger RNA of Arabidopsis thaliana (thale cress), 1190 nucleotides long. It is a transcript of the gene GLTP3, whose product is annotated as Glycolipid transfer protein (GLTP) family protein. The coding region runs from base 191 to 892 and encodes 233 amino acids. Gene Ontology annotation, biological process: intermembrane lipid transfer; ceramide 1-phosphate transport. Gene Ontology annotation, molecular function: lipid transfer activity. Gene Ontology annotation, cellular component: cytoplasm. The transcript is spliced from 6 exons. NCBI's taxonomy places the organism in Eukaryota, Viridiplantae, Streptophyta, Magnoliopsida, Brassicales, Brassicaceae. The record is from RefSeq and is marked reviewed.
AUCUACUAUUAAGUACGUACUUCAUAUUUUAUAAGAUAUGAUUAACAAAUAUCCCGGAAUCAAAAAACUCAAAAAUAGAGAGAUUCAAUAACCGAUUAUAAAUAGCCGAAUUUCCUGAUAUAUGUUAGUUCAGUAGAGGCAUACACACAUAGUCAACAAGGUAGAGACAGGAACAAUAAUUGGUACAAAGAUGAAACGAAAGAGAUGUGAAAUGGAAGAGACAACGAAGAAGAAGAAGAUGACAGAGAUUGGAUCUGCCAUUGAAGAACUCUCUGUUCUUUCCAUAGCCAAGACCACAAUAGUUACCACCGAAAAAGAAGCCAUCAACAUCAUCAAUUUACCUUUGAAGCCUCUCCUAUCUUUCUGCAACAUUAUAGUCCAAGUUCUUGAUAAGAUUGGCCCGACAAUGGCUGUUCUCCGACAUGACAUUGAUCAAAAUAUUCAAAGGUUAGAGAAGAUGUGGGAAUCUGAUCCUCUUGUGUACUCAAAUUUAGUUGAGAUACUGAGAAAAGAAGCCAAGGAGGGAUCCUCUAGGAAACCUAAAAGUUGUAGUAGAGCUGCUCUUUGGCUAACGAGAGCGAUGGAUUUUACAUUGGCGCUAUUGCAACGGCUGGUGAAAGACAUGUCACAAAACAUGGAACAAGCCAUAGAAGAAUGUUAUAAUUUGACUAUAAAACCAUGGCAUGGAUGGAUCUCUUCUGCUGCUUUUAAGGUGGCUCUUAAACUGGUUCCAAACAACAACACAUUCAUCAAUGUGCUUGCGGCGAAAGACGAGACACACCAAAUGGUCCAAGAUGAUAUUACAAGUCUAAUUUCGUUGCUCAUUCCACUUCUAAGCCAACUCCAUUCUAUUUUGGAAUUAUACGAAGUGAGCAAAUUAAAGUCACCGUGAGGAAGAGAACCGAAGAAAAAGACUGAAGGGUAUAGUUUUGGUUAUUGUAACAAAGUCUAACUUGUAGCAUCACUCCUCUUUGAUAAGUUUUAUUAAUCUCUCUUUUUUAACGAGUUACUGAUCUAACUAACUGUUUUACCAUGCAUACAAUGAUGAUUUCCGUGUAUAUAUAAGCCCAUGCAUGCACCUAAUGAAUAGUCGAUUCAUAAAUGUUUUAAAAAAUCUGAAGAUUGGGAGCCCAUUUACAUUACUGGCCCAAUUUGUGAAACCUGAGUUUUUCUUUUUUGGUCAACCAAAU